AUGAAUGCUCCACAAGUGACGGUUCAGCGUCCUUUACCAAACCUUUCCAUGAAAAUCUGUGUUUGGAACGUUCGCGGAGCUACUAGGGAUGGUUUCUUGCCCCAUGCAUGGGAAAUUAUUGAUUCUCAACACCCAGCAAUUCUGGUUCUGCUGGAAACAAAAUGUGGAGAAGAUAGAGCUAAGGAGGUUAUGCAGCAGCUACGGUUUGAUGCGUUCAAAGCUAUUCCUUCAACUGGUAAGCGUGGAGGGAUUUGGAUUUUCUGGAAAAAGGUGGUUGAUUUGGUGAUGUAUACAGCUGAGGUAAACCAAUUUCAUGCUUUAUUUCACUUUCAAAAUGUUUCUUCUGAGGUGCUGGUUACGGGUAUGCAUGCAUCAACUCUUCCUAGAAUAAGGCAUGAAAAUUGGAGAAAUCUUCAAGAUAAUCUUCCACCAUCUCAAACUCCUUGGAUGGUGAUGGGUGACUUUAAUGAGGUCAUCUCUCAAGCUGAUAAAAUGGGUGGUAGGGCUUUUCGGCCUUCUCAGUGUCAAGAUCUUCAAAGUUUCAUCAACGCUGCUGGUCUGGUGGAUGUGGGUUUUAAUGGAAAUCCGUACACUUGGACAAAUUCAAGGGAUGGAGCGGAUAUGAUCAAAGAAAGAUUGGAUAGGGCCCUGUUCAAUGCUAGCUGGUUGGAGCAAUUCCCUCAUACCAAGGUGAGUCAUCUUCCUAGAACUUAUUCGGACCAUGCUCCUCUUAUUAUUUCUUUAGAUAAUCCUAGAAUUGCUGGCCCUUUUCCUUUUAGAUGUAAGGAGGUGUGGAUGGAACACCCUAACUUUAAAGAUUUCUUUUCUAAUGCUUGGAUUAAUGAUUCGAAUUGUUUUAUUUUGGGAAGGGAUAAAUUUCUUAAUAAUAUAGGGAGCUGGGUGCAUAAUAUCUUUGGGAAUUUAAAUGUUAAGAAACGUAGAUUGAUUGCCCGUAUUGAUGGCAUUCAAAAAGCCCUUGCUAAUCAUUACUCUGGGUAUCUAGUUAACCUAGAAAAGGAGCUUCUCUUCCAACUAAAUGAUAUUUUUAGGAAGGAAAGAAUUAUUUGGGCUCAAAAAGCAGGCAUUAACUGGAGAAAGUUUGGAGAUUACAACACUAAAUAUUUUGAUAUUUUAGCAAAAAUUAAGAAAAGUAGAGGUAAAGUGCUUGCCUUAAGGGAUUUACAUGGUAAUUGGAUUACAAAUCAACAUGAAUUAAAAGUUUUGGCUAGUAAUCAUUUUCAGUCCUUGUUUCAAACUACCCAUCUGUCUAGUAGGAGAAUUAAUCAGCAUCAAUUCCCAACUGUUCUUUCAGAUAUAGACAAUUUGUAG
Molecule: messenger RNA, 1329 nt
Organism: Spinacia oleracea (spinach)
Lineage: Eukaryota; Viridiplantae; Streptophyta; Magnoliopsida; Caryophyllales; Amaranthaceae
Exons: 1
Coding region: 1-1329 (442 amino acids)
Molecular function (GO): catalytic activity
Source: RefSeq, a predicted model, not a curated record